AUGUCGGCUCCAUCUACAACCGACGACAGCGAUAUACCGCCUCCACCCCGUCGCCAGCCCUCGAAGCGGGUGUCUGCGCUUGUCUCCCAUUUCGAGAAUGCCGCUACCUCGACUUCACCCGCCUCUCUCUCACGACCUGCCGUCGUACAAGGCCGCUUGGGUGACAUGGACUGGACGCCACGGCCGGCUCGUCAGGCUGUGGCGACGACGGCGAAGAAGGGGGAACAGAAGAAGGCUGCGGAUGAACAGGAGAAGCGAAAUCCGCUAAUGGCGAAGGCCAAGGCGGCGAAGACGGUCAUCGUGCCGGCGCCUGUGUCGGUCGCUACGGAAGACAAGAUGACUAUGGCGGUGGAGAACACGCAGGCUCGGACGGCGAAGGAACCGUUUGAGGAGUCUGCCGCCAACUUGCCCGACCCGCCUAUCGCCGACGACGGUCCCGCAGACACAGCGUCUCAGCGUUCGUCGCAGUUUCGGCAACCCCUACUCUCACGCGACCCCACCCUCGCUCCGCCGCGCCGCCCUUCCUUCCUUCGCGCCUUUUCCUCCGGUCUCUCCGCCCUCUCCUCCUUCCGCCGCCCAUCUCUUCCUCCCUCCGUCAGCAAGACCACCAUUGCGACUUUUAGCACUGUCCGUACCGAAGCCGUCCCAGCAUACCGCCUCUUCGCGCGAGACGCUCAGCCGCUCGUCUUGCCGGAUCUCGACAAGGUGCUUGACGAGUUGGGCGGACCGGCAGAGUUCUCGCCGAUGCCGGGACUGGAGGAGAUAGAUGAUCUGUCGGCGAGCACAAAGAAGCGGAGAGAAGACGAAGAAUGGGAGCUGAACAAGGUGGAGUCGAGCGGAUCGGCGGACGAGGUCUUCGGCAGUGAGGAGGAACGGAAGGGAUGGGAGGAAUGGCUACGAGGAUCCGGCCCUUCACUCUUUGCGCGACUGAAGCGCCGGAGCUUUCGACGCCCGCUUCCGCCACCAGAUCCCACUCGCCGACUAAUCUUCCCACCGUUCCACCUCCUCCCGCCUCACCUGACCGUUACGGACCUGAAACACAACCGACGAAGGCCGCCGCCUCUUCUCACGCUGCAAGGCGUUCUCGCGACGGUCGGCAACGGCGUCCUUGGGGCCGCCAGCAGCACAACCGGGAUCAGCAUGACGACCGUCGAGGGUGUGAGGGAUUUGAUGCAGAUGAUCACCUUGCUCGUCACCGCCGGCUCGCCGACUCUCGCCUCGAUCACCGCUUCCUCCUCUUCGGCCAACUCGUCGCAAAAGUCCCUCCUCCGCACGCUCUUCGUCACGGUUCCCUCAGCUCUCUCCCUCGACUUUGUCUCCGCCUUCGGCCAGGCGCUCCUUUUCCUCCUCGUUCUCACGCUCGUCACGCUCUUCGCGCUGUACGAGUUCUACCGCUUCACAGGCGGAUGGGCCGGUCCUGCCGCACGACGAGGCGCUCGCGACAUCGGCGAAGGUUACGACCGCGAAGGAGCGGACACCGUCGGUGGCUCGAAGCGCUGGCUGAGCUGGCGGAACUCGUACGGAUGGCGAGUCUUCGUUACCUUCUGGUGCACGUCGCUGUACCUGCCGCUCUCGAAGCUCGCCAUCGGCGCGCUUGUCUACACGGACGACUACUGGCCCGUCUCGAACCCCUACACCCUGUACGACUCCGACGCACCUUCGCCUCCUCCCCUCGGACCCGCCGCGACCUACUACAACCCGAUGGACUUCUGCUAUCGCACCACGAUGAGGCGCCGCCAAGGUCUCAAGAACCUCAACUUUGCCUACGUCCUGCUUCCGAUCGCAGCGGUCGUCAUCCUCGUCCUUUCGCUGUGGCUGCCUUGGCGACUAUACAAGGUCAUCGAGGAGAAGAAGCCAAAGGUUGAUGGGUGGACGGAGCUGGGCGAGAGGCGGAAGGACGAGAACGCUGAGUACGAGCGGUUACUCGAGGCGGACCCGAGCCCUUUCAGCUUUCUUUACUGCGACUAUCGACGAUCCUGGGCUUGCUUUCGCUCGAUCUACCUCGUCGUCAAGCUCAUCAAUGUGCUGCUCGUCGUCCUCAUCCAGAAGGACAACUGCGCCUUCCGCUCGUUCAGCGCGACCCACCUCUCCGUCAUCCGCCAGGGCUGCUUGUUUGCCUUCAUGUGCCUCUUCUGCGUCCUCUCAGCUGUCUCCUCCCCGUUCCUCGACAUCCCUUCCAAUUCGUCCGACCUUGUCAGCCGCUUCGGAUACGUCAUCCUGGCCAUGCUCGGUCUGCUCGCGGCUGUCAAGAUCCCGUACACUGAUCCGGCCACAAUCGCAGUUAACGUCGUGAUCUACGGCUUCUCCGCCUACUUCAUCGUGAUCAGCAAGAGCUUCGUCCAGCGCUGGGUCAAGCGGGCGCAGAGAAGGCUGGACUUCUCCAUCGACAUCUUCUCUCCUCACCUCGACCUGAGCAAGCAUAUCGCUCGGCGAGUCUGGCAGGAGACGGUCGCCGCGCUCGUUCUCUGCUCGCCCAUAUACGCAAUGCCGCCGAAGCGCAAGCUCGUUUUCACUGAGGAUCCCCAACUCCCGCCAUACCUGCUCGCCUUUGGCGGAAGCGUCGCCGAGCGCUUUGUCGGAGACUUGCAGAUUCUCCGCAAUAUCGGCCUCAACGCCUAUAGCGACGCCCUCAACGACAUCGAGACCGAUGCGCGCCUCAUGCAACUUCGACACCGGAUUCGCACCGAACUUGCUGGUCCCGACGUCUUCUACCACCCUGCAAACUCGCCUCUUCCUACGACUUCGUGCUUCGGUCGCCUCGACAUCUGCGCCUUCCCCUUCGUCGUCGUCUUCCGGUACGAUGAGCAACCGGACGAACCGGUUCACCUGAACCAAGCCGACGAGCUUGAGCGACUCGUCGAACAGAACGCCUCACCUACCGUCGUCGCAGCUCGCAAAGUCCGCCUCGCCCUCAGAGCGCUCGAAGAUCAAGUCGUCUUCCGCCCUCACAUCGAGUCUCGCCAACUUGGCUUGAUGGGCCCGGCAUCCGUUGAACAGCAUACCUCAUACCGCUUCGCCCGCCUUCGCAUCAAACACAAUUCAACGUGUCGAUGGCGCGGCUACAACUUCAGCAGCGGCUUCGAAGUUUCGCUUGAGUAUCGCGACGGCGAGGGCGUCGACUCUCGAGGGCGACUUCGGACGGGCCAACGGUUCAUGCUUUCGGGUCCACAGUUCGGCGUCCUUGACGACUUCAGCCUGACGCAAGAUGUUGCCAAGCUGUUUCGACUGAAUCGACACUUGAUUGACGAGCGCCUACCCGACGUCGAGCGGCGCAUGCGGCAGCACCGCGAGUUCUUUCGUCACGAGGCUGACCUGAAGAGCUCGGUCCUGUCCCGUGGCUUCCUCCUCUCCAUUUUCGCCGACGACCGCUUAUCGACCGACGACAUCGACCAGAACCUUCGGACGACAGAGCAGAACCCGAACGUCCAGCAAAUGUGCCCGCUGCACAAGACGACGUUCGUCUGUCUCGAAGAGCGCAUGUCGGCCGUCACGAGUAGCGCGGUGCGGGCGUGGUGGUUCCUACUCUUCGACGACCUGUGGCGGCGCAAUCCAGGUCUUCCGGCGGCCUGCUUCUCGCCUCACUACUCCUCAUCGAUUUGCUACAACCCAAUGUCUCGCGCAAAGUUCGAGGCAUUCCUUCGCGAGCGCGGGUUUUCGACGACGAGUCGCUACUCCUGCUUUCAUGCCGGCUUCCUCAACCAGAUCUACUUCUAUCUCGAGGAGCAGAUCUUCUCGCCCACCUCUCGCUCAAUUCCCAUACGUCUCGCCUCCUUACCCGACCGACUCCCCUUCGAUCAAAUACAUCACCCGCACGCUCGUGACGGUAUGCACUCCCACGCUGUUCCGCUCAUCGACAAGCGCAUCGAGCACUCCGAGGUCCGCCCUUCUCGCUUGACGGUCACGACCGGCGGCGGCACCGACGAAGACGACCGCUCGAUUCGCGAACGCCGAGCGCUCUUGUUCGAGGAAAUCUACGAACAACCUGCGCCAAGUCUCGCUCACGGGCACGUCCUUGGGUUCAUACGCUUCCAACUUGGCGUGAAGCUGCCGGAGGCUGCCAAGGUCUUCCUCGGUCUCGAGCCGUGCAUGCGCGACUGGCGUCCAUCGGAGGACGAAGGGAUCGUGCUGGACUUGCGAAGGGGUCGGGGAGGAUGGGAGGCGCCGAGGUUAAGGAAGGAAGAGGGGGGCGCAGUGUAG
Molecule: messenger RNA, 4197 nt
Organism: Rhodotorula toruloides NP11
Lineage: Eukaryota; Fungi; Basidiomycota; Microbotryomycetes; Sporidiobolales; Sporidiobolaceae
Exons: 9
Coding region: 1-4197 (1398 amino acids)
Source: RefSeq, a predicted model, not a curated record